This is a messenger RNA of Mauremys mutica (yellowpond turtle), 2978 nucleotides long. RefSeq names its product thyroid hormone receptor alpha (gene THRA). Gene Ontology annotation, biological process: cell differentiation; thyroid hormone receptor signaling pathway; retinoic acid receptor signaling pathway. The coding region runs from base 429 to 1655 and encodes 408 amino acids. NCBI's taxonomy places the organism in Eukaryota, Metazoa, Chordata, Testudines, Geoemydidae. The record is from RefSeq and is a predicted model, not a curated record. The transcript is spliced from 10 exons. Gene Ontology annotation, molecular function: RNA polymerase II cis-regulatory region sequence-specific DNA binding; zinc ion binding; nuclear receptor activity.
CACGCAGCCAGAGCCGCGCUCCCAGCCCCGGAUUUACAGACCCGGCCCCGCGCGCAGCCACCGGCCCGGGGCCGCCCGGGCCCCCGCAGCCGGGCCGAGCCGAGCCGAGCCGCCGCCGCUUCCUGCCGGGGGCCGGGCAGGAGCAGCCCCGCCGAGGAGGGAUCGAAGUGGAGGAAGAGGAGGGGCGUGAAGCAGCCGCGCUCUGUCCCCCGCCCUGGUGUCACCUACAACUGGUCUCUCCCGUGGGAUCGGCGCCCCUCCCCCCCGGGGAUGGUCUCCGCCGGCGGGCGCUGAGCCGGGCGCCAUGGGGAGUGCGCCAUAGACACCCCCCGGCGCCCCCCGUCUGCCGUGGCGGCCGCGGUGCUGAGCACCUGGGGGCGGAGCCCACCUUGGUCUCUCGUGAGCGCUCCUGGAUGGAAUUGCGGUGAAUGGAACAGAAGCCCAGCACCCUGGACUGCCUGUCGGAGCCAGAGGAAACCCGGUGGCUGGAUGGGAAACGCAAAAGAAAGAGCAGCCAAUGUUCGGUGAAGAGCAGCAUGUCAGGGUACAUCCCUAGUUACCUGGACAAAGAUGAACAAUGUGUCGUGUGCGGUGACAAGGCAACCGGCUACCACUACCGCUGCAUCACCUGCGAGGGCUGCAAGGGUUUUUUCCGACGGACCAUCCAGAAGAACCUGCACCCGACCUACUCCUGCAAGUACGAUGGCAGCUGUGUCAUCGACAAGAUCACCCGCAACCAGUGCCAGCUCUGCCGCUUCAAGAAGUGCAUCGCCGUGGGCAUGGCCAUGGACUUGGUGCUGGAUGACUCCAAGCGGGUAGCCAAGCGGAAGCUGAUCGAGGAGAACCGAGAGCGGCGGCGCAAGGAGGAGAUGAUCAAGACCCUGCAGCACCGCCCGGAGCCCAGCGCCGAGGAGUGGGAGCUGAUCCACGUGGUGACGGAGGCGCAUCGCAGCACCAACGCCCAGGGCAGCCACUGGAAACAGAAGCGGAAAUUCCUGCCCGAGGACAUCGGCCAAUCGCCCAUGGCCUCCAUGCCCGACGGGGACAAGGUCGACCUGGAGGCGUUCAGCGAGUUUACAAAAAUCAUUACCCCGGCCAUCACCCGCGUGGUGGACUUUGCCAAAAAACUGCCCAUGUUUUCAGAGCUGCCUUGCGAGGACCAGAUCAUCCUGCUGAAGGGCUGCUGCAUGGAGAUCAUGUCGCUGCGGGCGGCCGUGCGCUACGACCCCGAGAGCGAGACGCUGACGCUGAGCGGCGAGAUGGCCGUCAAGCGGGAGCAGCUGAAGAACGGCGGGCUGGGCGUGGUGUCCGACGCCAUCUUCGACCUGGGCAAGUCACUCUCCGCCUUCAACCUGGACGACACGGAAGUGGCGCUGCUCCAGGCCGUGCUGCUCAUGUCCUCAGACCGCACCGGGCUGUUGCGGGUGGAGAAGAUCGAGAAGUGCCAGGAGACCUACCUGCUGGCGUUCGAACACUACAUCAACUAUCGCAAACACAACAUUCCCCACUUCUGGCCCAAGCUGCUGAUGAAGGUGACCGACCUGCGCAUGAUCGGCGCCUGCCACGCCAGCCGCUUCCUGCACAUGAAGGUGGAGUGCCCCACCGAGCUGUUCCCACCCCUCUUCCUCGAGGUCUUUGAGGAUCAGGAAGUCUAGGGCGGGGGGAGGGGAGGGGGCGAGGGGGCGGGGCCAGGACUCGGACGAGAGCCCCGCCCCCAGCCCCUCCUGGACACGUUUUACUUGGUUCUUUUUCGUUUUGGUUUGUUUUUCUAAAUAUUGCGCGUGGGUGUCACCCGGCAGCGCCGACACCACCACCACCACCCCCGCGGAGGGGGUGGGACCAUGGGGGGGGGCUGCUGUCGGGGUGGGGAGGGAGGGGCAACACUUUUCAAAAACCACACAAAACAUGAGCUUUUUGGGGGGGGCGGAGGAGUUGGAUUUGGAGUAGCGGGGGAGGAUAAGUGGAACCUGGAUCUCCUUUCGUCUGAACCCCUCAGUUAUGUGGGUGCUGGGGGGGUGGAUACAUAGCCCUGGUUUCAACCCAACUGCAGGAAGAACCCCCCCACUCAUAGAAUUCUCCGUCCCAUCACCUCCCUGGCACUGGGCUCAGCUGGCACCUCACGGCUCCCCCCAAAUAAACCUCUCUCGUUCCACGGACGCUAUGAAUUUUGUUUGUUUGCACAGGACAGUCCCAGACGUCAGAGCGUUUGUUUCCUUUAUUAUUUCCUUAGGUGGUUUUGUUUUUGUUCUUUUUAGCAUUUAUUCCCUCCCUGAGAGGCUAAAAUAUUAACUAACUGCACUUUGAAAAGAGAAAAGCUAUUAAAUUAUUAGUGGGGAGAACCCGGGCGCAGGGAGAGGGGGUGAGGUUAGAGGGGGGGUUCGGGCCACGGAGCCGAGCGUGAACGACAAAUGCACUUUUUUUUAUUAAAAGACGAAACUCCAGCGGGAAGUCGCUGGUUAGAUUCCCAGGGGUGCCUCGAUUUCCCAUCGAACUACAGGGCGCGAAGCCAGGGUGCCAGCUGACCCCCAUGCCAGGGUUGCAGGAUAGGACCACCGGAGAAUCUCAGCUCCCUGCUACACUGGAGAAUCGGGGCUCCGAGGUUGGGCUGUCAGGUCGCUUGCCCUCUCCCCACCUCCCUUCCCCCUCCCCCCCCGAGAACCCGCCACUUCGGCCCAUCUACCUCUUAGGCUGGAUGGGGCGGGCAGGUCUGUCCUGACACCCCAAUCCCCCCAGCACACCCGCCUCUCCCCCAGUGCAGGCGCCUGCCGAGGGCCGUAGUGCCAACACUUUCCCGAAGGCGAGGCAGCGGUGGGCGAGGGAGAGAGGCUCCGGCCCGCAGGGGUUGGGGGCUGUGCUGAGAGGGGGCGGGGGGAAGAGAAGAACUGGUCGAAAACAUUGGCUCUAAAGUAUCAGAGGGGUAGCUGUGUUAGUCUGGUUCUGUAGAAGGAGCAAAGAGUCCUGUGGCACCUUAUAGACUA